This is a messenger RNA of Protopolystoma xenopodis, 363 nucleotides long. NCBI's taxonomy places the organism in Eukaryota, Metazoa, Platyhelminthes, Monogenea, Polystomatidea, Polystomatidae. The record is from the annotation of a GenBank genome assembly.
AUGGCGCCCAUCGAUCCUUGUUCAAAAGGACCGAAGGAAAGCCAUCUGUCCGGAAUAGUUCAAAAGAAGCCAAGAUCUUUCGGCCAGAAAAGUGGGGCCACAGACGACAGAUUUGCACAGGGCCAGAGCCUUACUUCUCAACAGAUAGAAGCUACUUCAAUAGAUCGAAAUAGCUUCUUAAUUGGUGCCUGUCUGGGAAGUGGGAUCACCUUGGCGGCAGUUGGAUUCAUGCUAACGAGAGCCAAGGUACAGACGAGAACCAGGCAUGCCCGUAUCCUCUUCCCUGAGCAGGAAGACAGUUCUUUCUUGUUCAACGCAAAGGAUCCCGAUCAAAGUGAGUUGAAGGAGAGAAUGCUUCCCUGA